AUGGCCGGACCCGGAGCGCUGCAGCCAGGGGAGCCCGCCGACAGUGCCCAACCGGCCUCGUCCCAGCCGCAAGACCGUGCCCCGCUCACGCCGGAACAGAAGCGGCAGCAAGAGAUAAACCUCAAGCCGUACUCGUCCGAAGACGACCAGGGGCGUGUCUACUCUGAGAUCGAGCAUGCCAUGUACGUCCUCAACGUCGACCUGUGGUCAGAGGACGCCCUAAAGGAAGUGAACCUUGUCCGACACACCACGGCGACGCCCUCAAUAUCGUCAACGUCUCCGGCGUCGUAUGCGCAGAUUGAACAGAGCGCGCCAACAUAUUCUCACAUGAUGCCUUCCAGCCGGGAUCUGGGGUACCCCCAGCAGAUGGCCUACCCUCCCCCGGGCCAGGUUGUUAGCCCUUAUGGCAUGCAGCAACAAUAUGCGCAAGCAGGAUUUGUCUCGCCUAAUGGAACCAGCUACCAACCCCCCAACCAGUACUACCCCCAGGAUCUCCGACCCGAGUUGCAGGGCCUUAACCAGCUCGUGACCUCGCCCUACGGUCCGCCACGCGUCUACGACCCCCAGUUCGGCGGCAUGCCUCAUCGCAUGUCCCUCAGCGGCAACCCGCCGUCCGGCAUGUUUACCCGGAAUCUCAUCGGGAGCCUAGCUGCCAGCGCUUUCCGUCUCCAGGAUCCCCAGGAUAAAAUUGGCAUCUGGUUCAUCCUUCAGGAUCUCAGCGUCCGCACCGAGGGCUGCUUCCGACUCCGGUUCUCCUUCGUGAAUGUUGGCGCUCCUGGCCAGUCAGGCUCUGGCGCGAUCAACGUCGGCAAGGCUCCCGUCUUAGCCUCGGUUUUCAGCGACGUCUUCCAAGUUUACUCGGCCAAGAAGUUCCCCGGCGUUUGCGAAAGCACUCCGUUGAGCAAAUGCUUUGCCAGCCAGGGCAUCAAGAUACCCAUCCGCAAAGACAACCCGAACAAGAAUUCGAAUCAAGACGACGACGACUACGACUAG
Messenger RNA from Thermothielavioides terrestris NRRL 8126, 993 nucleotides. RefSeq lists its product as uncharacterized. NCBI's taxonomy places the organism in Eukaryota, Fungi, Ascomycota, Sordariomycetes, Sordariales, Chaetomiaceae. The record is from RefSeq and is a predicted model, not a curated record. The coding region runs from base 1 to 993 and encodes 330 amino acids. The transcript is spliced from 4 exons.